AUGACGAUCAAACAGGAAGCUCAAGGGGAAGCCAGCGUGGCGCUGGCCGAUCCCGUCCUCCUUGACAAGAUCGACCAAUUGUUUGCCUGCAAUGUGGGAGAAUACAUCGAUCUGCCACAGUUGGUCGUUGUUGGAGACCAAUCCAGCGGGAAAAGCUCCGUCUUGGAGGGUCUGACCAAAUUGAAAUUCCCUCGGAACACUGGUCUGUGUACUCGAUUUGCGACUCAGAUUCUAUUCCGGAGAGAUCCCAGCUUGAAAAGGCGCAGAGUGAAUGGCUCCAUCAUAUCGGCCACCCCUCACGAUGAAAAUACUGCGGGUUGGAGUGUCACUGACAUUGACACCUUGAGUGCCACCGAGUUUGAGAGUAUGAUGACGGAUGUUCACACCACGAUGGGCCUAAAAGCCACCACGGGCGACGGGCGGCCCUCGUUCUCCGCGGACGUUCUUCGGCUGGAGAUUCAUGGACCAGAUGAAAAUCACUUCAGUGUCAUUGACGUUCCUGGGAUAUUCAAAACCACAACCCCCGGCGUGACAUCGAAGUCCGAUAUCGACCUGGUGAGAGGUAUGGUGCUGAACUACAUGCGCAACCCUCGGUCUAUCAUGCUUGCUGUGGUACCGGCCAAUGUGGACAUUGCAACGCAGGAGAUUAUCGAAAUGACGCGCGAGCUGGAUCCGGACGGUAUGAGAACCUUGCGAAUUCUUACGAAGCCAGACCUGGUCGACAAAGGCGCAGAAGAGGCGAUCAUUGAGCUGGUGGAAGGGAAACAGGAAUCGCAAGGACUUGGAUGGGUAGUCGUCCGAAAUCUUGGCCAGAAGGAACUUCAAGAUCCAUCCAAGGACCGUGAUGCAGAAGAAGAGAUCGUCCGCAAGACCGCUCCGUGGAACCGCCUCUCGGAUGACAACUACGGUAUUGAAGCGCUGGCCAAGCGAAUUCAGGUCCUGUUGACUUCCAACGUCCGGCGUGUGUUCCCAAAGGUGCGAUCGGAAGUCUCGAAGCGUCUUAAGGAAUGUAAAAAGGCCCUGGACGAUCUUGGGGACGAACGUGGCUCUCCGGAACAACAAAGCAAAUAUUUGCUUGAUAUUGUAGCAAAAUUUCAGCGUAUCACCGAAAAUGCUUUGCAUACGAAUUACGGAUCCCAAGAUGCUUUUGACGACGAGCCUGAUCUCCGACUGGCCACGUUGGUCGCGAAUCGCAACGCACAGUUUUCGGCCGACUUUGCUCUUCGGGGCCAUAUGUAUAACUUCAAGUCGCAUAGUCAUGACGACGACCCGCAAAGUCGAGAAAGCUCACCGCCGAGCCCUACUGGCGCUAUCAUGGGUGAAAGCGAAGAAGAAGAAGAAGGAGGAGGAGGAGGAACUUGCAAGUCAGUCCCCAGCAGAAAACUGAAUGUUUGUCAGGAUAUCGAGGAUGUGCUCCAUGACAGUGAGCCCAUCCAUAAUGCACUCGCACAAGGUAUCCUUCCUUGGAUCGAAAAUCUCUACAAAGCGUCUCGCGGAUUCGAACUCGGUACCUUCAAUUCUUCUAUACUUGCAAGCGUCCUGAAGAAGCAAUCCGCCAAGUGGCCCACUCUAGCGGAGGGGUACAUCUGUGAUGUUGUUUGCAUGGUUCACGUUUUCACGCGUAAGGCACUCAACAUCGCCUGUGGCGAUCAGAGACGAGGAGAGAUUAUCCUCUCAUUUCUGAUGGACGACCUCAUUGAAAAAUACCGAAGCGCCCUGUCGAUGACAGACUUUCUCCUUCGAAUUGAGAGGGAAGGAACCCCAAUGACCCAAAAUCAUUACCUGAACAGCAAUUUGCAAAAAUGUCGGCAGGGCCGCAUCUCUUCUGCAGUCGAAAAGUCAUCAUUCCAUGUGACAAACGAGCAUGGCUCCAGAGAAAAAUCAGUUCGACUCUCUGAUCUCACCCGGAUUCACGACAUGAGUAAUCUAGAGCAGACCGUGCAAGACAUUCACGACAUCUUGAAAUCAUACUACAAGGUCGCUCAGAAAAGGUUUAUUGACAAUAUGUGCAUGCAAGCGGCGAACUAUCAUUUGGUCACUGGACCAGCAGCGCCGAUGACAUUGUUCUCUCCCUCCUGGGUGUACCGUCUUUCACCCGAGCAAUUGGAACAAAUGGCCGGAGAGGAGAUAUCGAUUCGGAGGAAGCGACAUCGUUUACAAAAGCAGGUAAAAGACCUUGAGAUGGGGCGCAAAAUUGUUCUUUAA
Messenger RNA from Penicillium canariense, 2205 nucleotides. RefSeq names its product dynamin family protein. Gene Ontology annotation, cellular component: cytoplasm; membrane; microtubule. Bases 1 to 2205 code for a protein of 734 amino acids. The record is from RefSeq and is a predicted model, not a curated record. Gene Ontology annotation, molecular function: GTPase activity; microtubule binding; GTP binding. NCBI's taxonomy places the organism in Eukaryota, Fungi, Ascomycota, Eurotiomycetes, Eurotiales, Aspergillaceae. The transcript is spliced from 4 exons.